AUGGCCUACAACUUCGUUCGCUCGUACAUAGACACCUUCCGCGAGCGCACCGCGCAAAUCUCCCACACCUCGACCUUCCGCAACACAGGCCAGAUCACACCAGAGGAGUUCGUGCUUGCGGGCGACUUCCUCGUAUUCAAGUUCCCCUCCUGGUCGUGGGCCGACGCCUCGCAUCCCUCAAAGCGCGUCUCGUACCUCCCCGAGGGCAAGCAGUUCCUGGUCACACGAGGCGUGCCUUGCCAUCGCCGGCUUGACGACAACUUCGCUGGAGAAGCAGGCCAGGACGAGACACUCGUGCGGGAUGGCUUCGCGGCGGGAGAGGGCGAACCAGACGACGAUGGCUGGCUGAGGACUGGGGGCAUGGCAGCUAGCCAAGAGGCGAGGGUGCGCGAUGUGCGGACGGUCGACGAGAGCGGGAAUCUGGGAGAGGCGGGGGAGGAGGACGAGGAGAUUCCCGACAUGGAGGAUGACGACGACGAGGCCAUCAUCCGAGAGCCGCAGUCUGGCGCCGGGACUUCAGCGCCGCUCCGAACAUACACCCUCUACAUAUGCUACUCUGCUCACUACCGUACCCCGCGCCUCUACCUCUCCGGCUACGGACCGUCCUCCGAGCCACUCCGACCACAACAGAUGAUGGAGGAUAUUGUCGGCGACUACAAGGACAAGACAGUGACCAUCGAGGACUUCCCUUUCUUCGAGGCGGCCAUCAAGACCGCCUCCGUGCACCCCUGUAAGCAUGCGUCGGUCAUGAAGGUCCUCCUCGACCGUGCAGAUGCUGCCUUGAAGCUCCGACUAGCAAAGCUCAAGGCCGGAAAGGAUGUCUCCAAACUGGACAGCGGCAUGGAGGGCCUUGUCGACGACACAAAGCUCUUGAAACUGACAGAACGGGCUAAGCAUGCGGAAGGCGAGGAAGGCGGCAAAGACAAGAUGGGAGACGAAUGGGAGGUCCUGGAGGAGGGAGCAGAGGACGACGAGGUUGCCAUCCGCGUAGACCAGUACCUCGUCGUAUUCCUUAAGUUCAUGGCUAGUGUCACGCCGGGCAUCGAACACGACUUCACUAUGGGGGUAUAG
Molecule: messenger RNA, 1071 nt
Organism: Mytilinidion resinicola
Lineage: Eukaryota; Fungi; Ascomycota; Dothideomycetes; Mytilinidiales; Mytilinidiaceae
Product: autophagy-related protein-like protein 3
Exons: 3
Coding region: 1-1071 (356 amino acids)
Biological process (GO): autophagosome assembly; nucleophagy; autophagy of mitochondrion
Cellular component (GO): cytosol; cytoplasmic ubiquitin ligase complex
Molecular function (GO): Atg8-family ligase activity
Source: RefSeq, a predicted model, not a curated record